AUGGACGAGGGCGCAGGGGCCUCUGCAGCAGCACAGCAGUUCCCAGCAGCCCCCCCUCCUUUGCUUCCUCCUUUAGAUGACCCUCUGAUGCUGCAGCAGCAGCAGCAGCAGCAGCAGCAGCAGUUCUCAGCGCCUUCUCCGGAAGCCUCCGUGGCUGCAUGUGAGCCCUCACCCGCAGGCCGCCUGGGGCCCAGCGGCGCCUGCCUGGAUGCUUCGGGCAGCAGCAGCAGCAGCAGCAGCAGCAGCAGCGGCAGCGAGAGCGCGCGCGCGGUUGCUGCUGCUGCUGCAGCAGCAGCUGCUGCUGCAGCAGCAGCCCCCCCUAACCCUAACAGAGCAGAGCCUCCGGCAAAUCUUGGGCUGGAUCUGCCACUGACGCGCAGCAGCAGCAGCAGCAGCAGCAGCAGCAACUGCUGCAGCAGCAACAGCUGUGCUGAGCAGCAACGGGAGCCAGGCCCAGCCACCGGCUGCUCCACAGGACUUCGGGAGACUCCGGUCGCGUCCCCGACUCCAGCAGCAGCUGCUGCUGCUGCUGCAGCAGAAGCAGCAGCAGCAGCAGCAGCAGCAACUCAAGCAGCAGCAACACCCGCGCCCAUCUCCGGCGGCGCCGCUGCAGCGCCUGCAGGCAGCGGCGAGAGCGCACGCAAGGCUGCGGUGUACGUACACCCCAAGUCUUUGGAGUCGUCUGCUGCCGCUGCUGCAGCAGCAGAAGCAGCAGCAGCAGCAGCAGCUGCUGCUGCUGCUGCUGCUUGCGGCGCGUUUGGAGAGACGCGCACCAACAGCAGCAGCACUUUUGCUGCUGCUGAAGAUGAGGCCUCGCAGUCUUUGCCUUCUCCUGACCAGCUGUGGCCGGAAGCAGAUGCUGCUGCAGCAGAAGCAGCAGCAGCAGAUGCUGCUGCUGCAGCAGAAGCAGCAGCAGCAGAUGCUGCUGCUGCAGCAGCAGCAGCAGCAGAAGGCGCUGCCGACGCUGCGCUGAGCGAUAACGCCAUGAUGGGAGCAGCAGGGCAGGAGACUUCUGCUGCUGCUGCUGCUGCUGCAGCAGCAGCAGCAGCAGCAGCAGCAGGCGGCGAGAGGCGGCGCCACCACCACCGCAGCGGGAGGGCUAUGGGCCGAUCCCGCAGCCAUCGCAACCACCGCAGCAGCGCAGCAGCAGCAGCAGCAGCAGCAGCAGCAGCUGCUGCUGCUGCUGCUGGCCUCCCAGGUGUAUGUACAGCUGGAGACAGCCGCCGCAAAGACGGCCGCACUCCGCCUUCUUCGAGAAGAGGCAAAACGAGGAGACGCAGAGACGGGAGGAGGCAGCAGCAGCAGCAGCAGCAGCAGCAGCAGCAGCAGCAGCAGCCGGUCAGGCUGACUUCGGAAGUUCUGAUGCAGCUGGAGGCGCGCACAGCCAGUAGGACCCUGCGCAUUCGUCUGCUGUUGCUGCAGCUGUUGCUGCAGUUGUUGCUGCAGCUGUUGCUGCAGUUGUUGCUGCAGCUGUUGCUGCAGUUGUUGCUGCAGCUGUUGCUGCAGCUGUUGCUGCAGCUGUUGCUGCAGUUGUUGCUGCAGCUGUUGCUGCAGUUGUUGUUGCUUCUGUUGCUGCGUUUGUUGGUGGAGCUGUUGCUGCAGCUGUUGCUGCAGCUGUUGCUGCAGUUGUUGCUGCAACAACUGCAGCGGCUGCUGCAGUUGUUGCUGCAGCGGUCGCUUCAGCUGCAGCGUGUGCUGCAGCAGCUGUCGAUGCUUCAGUUGUUGCUGCAGCAGCAGCAGCAGCUGCUGCUGCUGCAGCAGUUGCUGGUGGGGCUGGUGGAAGAGCUUGUGGGGGAGACAGUGGAAAAGCGGAGACAGAACUCAGGGGUCCCUUUGCGGCAGUCGGCCUUCGAGCGCGCGGAGGGCCUGCGCAGCAGCAGCAGCGCCCCUGCUGCUGCUGCUGCUGCUGCUGCAGCAGCAGCAGCAGGCAGCAGCAGCAGCGAAGAGUCCACCAAGGGCACUGUGGACCACAAGUGCAGGGAAGACAGCGUUCGAAUUAACUUGUGCAACAAUCCUUCGGACUUGUGGUUUGGUUUGCUGACGAAGGAGGGGCUUCCCGUUGCAGUGCACACGCGGCCGCGGCAGCAGCAGCAGCAGCAGCAGCAGCGCAGCAGCAGCAGCAGCAGACGCGCCCCCAGGCUCAAGCGCCCGCCCCUCGUCCCCGACACGGCCGCCGCUGCGGCGGCUGCUGCUGCCAACGCCCUCGCCCUGCAGCAGCAGCAGCAGCAGCACGCUGCAGCAGCAGCAGCAGCGGCCCGCGCGCUGCAGCAGCACCAGCUCGACUUCCAGCUCCACCACCUCCAGCAGCAGCAGCAGCUGCAGCAGCAGCAGCUCCAGCAGCUGCAGCAGCAGCAGCAGCAACCGGCCCUCGCGCCCACCAGGUCCCCGCCAGCUGCCGCCAACGCUCCCGGCGACCUCCAGCUGCAGCAGCAGCAGCUGCUGCAGCAGCAGCAGCAGCAGCAGCAGCAGCAAAAGCACCAUCGCAGGCAGCAGCGGCACCGCAGCCAAAGGAGACACAGCGGCUGGCGCUCCUCCUCGCAGCUGCAGCCGCUGGCCCUCGAUUUAUCUCCCCCAAGCGCCCCGCAGCAGCAGCAGCAGCAGCAGCAGCAGCAGCUGCAGCAGCUGAUGCAGCAGCAGCAGGUGAUGCAGCAGCUCCAGCAGCAGCAACAGCUGCAUCGCCAAAGAGGCGCUGCAGCGCCUGCUGUGGCCCCGUGGCAGCAGCAGCAGCAGCAACAGCAGCAGCAGCAGCAGCAGCAGCUCGUCCCGAGCCAGCUCCAGCCGCAGCAGGGGCAGCAGCAGUUCAUGCCGCCUCUGCAACAGCAGCAGACACACAUCCAGCCGCUGCAGCAGCAGCAGCAGCAGAUGCAGGAGCUCCAGCUGCAGCAACUGCAGCAGCAGCAACUCCAGCACCAGCAACUGCAGCAGCAGCACAAAGACAGGAAAAGACGCCACAAGGACCGCCACAGGGGCCGGUCCUCUUCUAGUGCUGCUGCUGCUGCUGCCUCGGGAGCAGCAGCAGCAUGUCCUCUGCAGCAGCAGCAGCAGCAGCAGCAGGAAAUGUUUGCUUCUGUUUCCAGAGAGGCCAGGCGGCCCGACAGGCGCCGCCGCCACCCCUCAACUGCAGCAGCAGCAGCAGCUGCUGCUGCAGCAGUGACGGGCGGGGAGCAGCAGCAGCAGCAGCAAAUGGGUGCUGCUGCAGUGCAGCAGCAAAGUAGGCAUUUGGGGUUCCCGGCGUACACGCAGACAUCGGAACCCCCAGUUGCUGCUGCUGCCAGCAGCAGCAGCAGCAGCAGCAGCAGCAGCAGCAGCAGCAGCAGGGCCACAAGAUUGCCCGCGGCCAGCAGUGCGCAGCCGCCGGUGCCUCUUGGGGUCCCCCUGAGGGGGCAGGCCAAUCGUUUUGCUGCUGCUGCAGACGAUGCAGCAGCAGCAGCAGCAGCAGCAGCAGCAAGUCACGCUGCGAGUAUGCAUGGCUUGGGGUGGGCGCAACAGCAGCAGCAGCAGCAGGAGCAGCAGCAGGCUGCUGCAGCAGCAGCAGCAGCCGAGGCGGCACAGCAGCUGACGGGCGCGUACAGCGGCAACCAGGGCGUCUCGCGGGGCCUGCGCCAGCAGCAGCAGCAGCAGCAGCAGCAGCUGCAGCAGCAGCUGCAGCAGCAGCAGCUGCAGCAGCAGCUGCAGCAGCAGCAGCUGCAGCAGCAGACGCCGGUGUCGCCGCCCCCGGGGUUCCCUCGCUCCGUUCCCUCUUACGGCGACUUGGAAGCAGAAGGGCAGCUGGCGCUGCAGCAGCAGCAGCAGCUGCUGCAGCAGCUGCAGCAGCAGCAGCAGCGGUGGCUGGCCAACACGGCCGCCCUGGCGCCCACAGCAGGAGGCACUGCAGCAGCAGGCUGCUACUUCGGAAACGCAGCAGCAGCAGCAGCAGCAGCGGCAGCAGCAGCAGCAGCAGCAGCAAGUGUGCAGCUGCCGAAGGCCAAGCUGCUGCUGCAGCGAAAGAUGACUGCUAGGGAGCGCGUCCAGUGGCAGCUAGCCAAAAGCAGGGGCAUGCUUUACGAGCGGCAAGCAGCGGCAGCAGCGGCAGUGGCAGUAGUGGCAGCAGCAGGUGCAGCAGUAGCUACAGCGGUCGCAGCAGCAGCUGCUGCUGCAUCAGCUGCUGCAGCAGCAGCUGCUGCAGCAGCUGCUGCAGCAGCUGCAGCAGCAGCUGCUGCAGCAGGGGUUGGCUCUGUGAGGUGGAUAGACACCUGA
Messenger RNA from Eimeria necatrix, 4236 nucleotides. RefSeq lists its product as hypothetical. NCBI's taxonomy places the organism in Eukaryota, Apicomplexa, Conoidasida, Eucoccidiorida, Eimeriidae. The record is from RefSeq and is a predicted model, not a curated record. The coding region runs from base 1 to 4236 and encodes 1411 amino acids. The transcript has 7 exons.